AAAUAUUAUUACAUUAUAAAAAUUAAAUAUAAAUAUUAUUUAUGAAUAUUAGAAUACCAUAAUGAUUUUCGUAUUCUCCUACUUUAAGAGUGAAACAUUUAUUUAUUAGUAAGAAAUUAACCAUUUUUUAAACUGAGAAAAGAAGAGAAUACUAAAAAAUGAAUAAGCUUGAUAAAGAAUUUAUUACAGAUAUGUUUCUGGACAGUGAUGCAGUUUUUACAAUAAAUAGAUUAAUUUUAGCCGUAGCUAAUGUAAUAAAUGAAAAUAGUAAUAAUAUGAACAACUUUAGUAAGGGAUUAAAUGAAGAGUUGAAAGUUAUGAAAAUUAUUUCCAAGGAUUUUAUUGGUAAACCUGCAACUCAUACAGGGGUUAAUAGUUAUUAUGAGCAUACAAUACAAAAUUUUGAUGACUUUGACUAUAUAAAUAGGUUUAAAAUGAAGAAAACCACAGUUCAAGCACUUAUAAAUUUUUUAGCUGAUUAUGUAUCAUGUGAUGGUACAGUUAUUGUGCCUUUGGCAAAAAAGGUACAUAUAUUUUUAUGGAUUUUGACUAGUGAUGCAUCAUAUCAAGAAAUUGGAUCGAAAUUUGGGUUACACAAAUCAUCAGUGAGCUAUAUAUUUCAACAGAUAGCAUCAGUGCUUACUGACCAAAGGUAUCAUUUUAUUAGUUGGCCAUCUAUAGAAGAGCAGCAUAUGACAAGAUUAAAAGUAAAUAGUAGAUUUAAAUUUCCCAAUUGUGUUGGAUUCCUUGAUGCCUGUAGAUUUAAAGUUGGUUCUAAAAAUAAUAAAAGUAACAUGCCGGACAAUGUACUUAUGCAAGCUGUCUGUGAUGAAUCUUUAAUGUUUAUAGAUAUUCAUAUAGGCACUAUAGGAAAGACAAAGAAAAGUAAAGUGUUUCGUGAAAGCCAAUUGUCUCGAGAAUUGAAAAACUUUAUUGACUUUGACAAUCACAUACUUGGGGAUUCUGAAUAUAAGUUGAAGAAGAAUUUGAUUACCCCUUUUUCAAGCGAGGAGUUAUUAACUAGUGAGGAAAUGAAAUUCAAUGAGGUACAUUGGAAGGUUCGUUAUUAUAUUGGACACGCUUUUGAAUUAUUGAAAGACAAGUUUCGAAGGUUAAAUCAUAUUGAUAUUUGCAAACCAGAAAUAGUCACUAGUUUAAUAUAUUCAGCUUGUGUACUUCAUAAUUUUUUAUUACUUCAUGAAGGAUAUCCAGAAAUGAAAGAGGAGGCUAUAAUAUGUGAUGAUGGUGUUACUAUUGACACAAGUAUUGUGAAAACUGCUGUUGAGAAACGCCAGUUUCUUUGUAACUAUAUAAAUUAUAUAGAUGUUGACAAUGAAUAAUUAAAAUAUGAGUUCUAAAGCUCCUUUCUUUUGCUGAUAUUUUUUACUAUUUAUUGAAAUAUUUUAUUCUGACCAUCCAGUAUCUUUCUUAGUUUAAAAAAAGUAUGGGCACUACUGUUAGAGGAAAUGUCCUAGCUGUGUAUAAUGAAAAUUUAUGUAAAUUUCUAUAGAAUACUCUAAAAUUUUUCUAUCCAUCAAUUUCUGAAAAUUGAUUUUAUGUUGUAUUAAAAAUUUAAAUCUAAAUCGCUU
Molecule: messenger RNA, 1589 nt
Organism: Achroia grisella
Lineage: Eukaryota; Metazoa; Arthropoda; Insecta; Lepidoptera; Pyralidae
Exons: 2
Coding region: 159-1340 (393 amino acids)
Source: RefSeq, a predicted model, not a curated record